Messenger RNA from Pyrus x bretschneideri (Chinese white pear), 2106 nucleotides. RefSeq names its product B3 domain-containing protein At2g36080-like. The coding region runs from base 221 to 1348 and encodes 375 amino acids. Gene Ontology annotation, molecular function: DNA binding; DNA-binding transcription factor activity. The record is from RefSeq and is a predicted model, not a curated record. The transcript is spliced from 3 exons. Lineage: Eukaryota; Viridiplantae; Streptophyta; Magnoliopsida; Rosales; Rosaceae.
CAUAAUCUGCACGCCUAUUCCCUCCCCCUUCCGUCUCACCACCACCCACCCACACACACACACACACACACACACGUACCCCUUUACCCCUAUCGCUCUACAUCUCUACUUAGCUAGCUUGCCUUCCCCAUCCCAUUAUUCGUCCCCAAAACCAGAACCCCAUUUCUCAAUUUUCUCCAUCUCUCUCUCUCUCUCUCUCUCUCUCUCUCUCUCUCUGGAAAUGUCCAUAAACCACUUCUCAUCGGACCUCUCAGAAACCCAGUGGUGGAACACCUCCAGUGCUAAUUCUAACCCCCACCAACAAGAUGACUCCUCAGGACACCCCCACAGCAGAACCCAUAUCAUCCACCAAUUUUAUCAAGAUGGUGGCAGCCACCCCCAUCACAGUUUCCAACCCUUGCAGCUCAACUCCCAAGACCCCCCCACUCCCAUGUCCCCCACCCAUUUCCACACCCCUACCACCACCUUCAAUUUCAACCUCAACCACCACGACGCCAUCGAUCCCAACGAAUCAGACCAACUCCAGCCCCCGCCGCCUCAUCCCCGCAUCGACUCCUACGACGAGAAAGAACCCAUGUUCGAGAAGCCCUUGACCCCCAGCGACGUCGGCAAGCUCAACCGCCUCGUGAUUCCCAAGCAGCACGCGGAGAGGUACUUCCCGCUCGGCGGCGGAGACUCGGGCCUCCUGCUCAGUUUCGAGGACGAGUCCGGGAAGUCGUGGCGGUUCCGCUACUCCUACUGGAACAGCAGCCAAAGCUACGUCCUCACCAAGGGCUGGAGCCGGUACGUCAAGGAGAAGCGCCUCGACGCAGGCGACGUCGUUUUGUUCGAGAGGCUCCGGGCCCACACGGAUCGACUCUUCAUCGGCUGGAGACGCCGCAACGCGGUCCCGGCGCACGAUAGCGGUGCUCAGGUUAGCAGAGUAGGGGUUGAGAGCAGCAGUGGUGGUGGCGGAGGUUGGACCAGGAUGUUGUAUUCUGCACCGCAUCACGGCUUGUCUUAUCCUGCGCACCAGCAUCGUCAUAGUGUGGCGCCAUACCCACCUGACUGUCUACAUGCAGCAGGGUCUGAUGUUCAGAAUAUGAACCAAACGACAUCGGUUGGGAACUCGAAGGUACUGAGGCUAUUUGGGGUGAACUUGGAGUGCCAGCAGCAGGCAGUUGAGCACCACGAGUCGGAACCAUCGACCCCAGAUGGCUCAUCAUCGAGUUUGUCGAUGUCGAGCCAGGGUCCGACUCACGGCCAGCAACAAUUGUACGCUCCUGCUGCUUAUAAUUAUGCUGACCAACACAGGGAAUUCACUACUUUCUCCCGAGAUGUCAAACCAACGAGAAAUCGCCGAGGAUAGAGAUCUUCCGAUGUGACGUCCGCUUUUGAAUUGAUUGACUUCCAAAUAUAUAUAUAAUUUUUAUUUUUAACCUCCCACAGCUCACUUGGGAAAAAAUCCCCCAUUUUAAUAUCCAGUCCCCACUUGGGAAAAAAUCCCCCAUUUUUCGAAUACAAUAUUCGAAAAAAUCCCAGAUUUUCAGGUCAUGUCCGGGGCAAUGCAGGAAGAAGGGGUGAGGGGGAACCAGAAGGAAGGUGCUGCAGGUAAGGGGGGAGAGAGAGUAGCUGGUGGGGUAUAUUUAGGAAAAGUAGCAGGGGAGGUGACGUCAUCCUUGUUUCUCCUUCCAUGGAAAAUGGGAAAUUUGCUUGGAGGAAUCUGAUAUGUUUGGUAUUUGGCAUCACUGUUGAGAUUCUGCCUGAAGAUUUUUGAUAAAAUAAUAAUGGAAGGGGAAGGAGGGUACCAGUCUAUCAGAUAUGGUGGUGGUGAUGGAAAAUGGGUGGGUGCACGGUGGGUGGGGAAGUCAGUUGAGUGGGUGCGACUAGACUUUGAAUAGAUGGGUGACAGCAAACCCAAGUGCUUUUGUUUUUUGUUUUAGUACUAGAGAGAGAAGAAAGAGAGAGAGAACCCAUACUCUCCUAAUUUUCUUGUUUAAUUUUCUGAUUAAUCCCAUGUAGCUAGCUAAUUAAGCUCUUGUUUUGGAUGUCUUAAGUCACUCUACUUCUAGAAUUUGAAUAGUAAUGACAAGUUGACAAAGUUUUUGCUGAAUGCAAUUCACUUAA